AUGGACCUCCCCAUGAAGGCCUGGGUCAUCGCCCACAACGGCGCUCCCGCCAAGGCCCUCUCCCUGCGCACCGUCUCCGCGCCGCGCCCGCCCCGCCGCGCCGAGGUCCUCGUGCGCGUCACCCACGCCGCCCUCAACCCGGCCGACCACGCCUACCUCAAGGUCAUCCCGUCCUGGCUGCCGAACCGGUGGGGCGCCGCCACGGGCCUCGACUUCGCCGGCGAGGUCGUCGCCGCCGGGCCCGACGUGCCCGCCGGGUCGCCCGUGGGCAAGGGCGCCAAGGUCUGCGGCGCGCUGAGCGUGCCGCUCGUGUUCUGGGGCGCCGGGUCGCUGGCCGAGUACGUCACCGUCCCCGCCGCCCUGGUCGUCCCGCAGCCCGAGGGGUGGGGCGGCGCGCGGUCCGCCGGCGGGUUCGGCGUCGCGUCGCAGACGGCGCACAUCAUGGUCAAGGCGGCCGGCGGUCGGGGCAGGCUGGGCCCCGGGGCGAGGGUCAUGGUCAUCGGGGCCAGCGGCGGCGUGGGCUCGGUGCUGGUGCAGGUCGCCAGCAACCUGGGGGCCGAGGUCGUGGGCGUGUGCUCCGCGGGCAACCACGAGAUGGUGCAGAAGCUGGGUGCUGCCGAGAUGGUCGACUACACGGCGCACAACCCACUGCCAAAGCACCUCGCGCAGGAGUACGGCAGUCGCCAAUUCGACUUCAUCUUCGACUGCGUCGGCAGCCAUCACAUCUACGUCGGGUCGCCAGCGUAUCUAAAGCCCGAAGGCGCCUUUAUCAACAUCGCCGGCGAUCCCGCCAACGCCAUCGGCAUCAUGGCCGGCCUGUUCCUCCCGCGAUUCCUCGGCGGUGUGCCGCGCCGGUACAAGAUGCUCGCCCUCAGUCCCUCGGGCGACAACGCGAGGGAGGUGGCCAAGUGGGUGCAGGACGGGCUGCUGAAGGAGAUUUUGAUUGAUUCUGAGUACAGUAUGGACGAUGCUGUCAAGGUGAGUCUCUGA
Molecule: messenger RNA, 990 nt
Organism: Thyridium curvatum
Lineage: Eukaryota; Fungi; Ascomycota; Sordariomycetes; Thyridiales; Thyridiaceae
Exons: 2
Coding region: 1-990 (329 amino acids)
Molecular function (GO): oxidoreductase activity
Source: RefSeq, a predicted model, not a curated record